CCCCCCCCAAAUUCCCAGCCGAGAACGCACGGCUGGGGAAGAGAGGGUCGUCGGGAGGAGCAGAAGAAGGCGCGAUUUGGGGGGCGAGGACGGAUCGAUGUCGGUGACGGGGACAUCCGUGGCGGCGGCGGCGACCAUGCUGGCCGCGGCGGCCGCCAUCUUCAUCACCUUCGUCGUCUGCUUCUACCUCUUCCUCUGCGCCAAGCGCUACCGGGGCGCCGCGCCCGCAAUCGGCGGCGGCGGGGGAGCGGACGGCAGGGGCCGGGGGCCGCGGUUCGUCUUCGGGGGGCCCUGCCACGGGCGGGGCCUGGACGAGACGGCCAUCGUGGCGCUGCCGCGCAGGGAGGUCGCCCAGGGGGACCCCGCGGCCGACUGCGCCGUCUGCAUCACGGAGCUCGCCGCCGGGGAGGCCGCGCGCCUGCUGCCGCGGUGCGGCCACUCGUUCCACGUCGAGUGCGUCGACAUGUGGCUCCGCUCGCACUCCACCUGCCCGCUCUGCCGGUGCGCGGUCGCCGACGAGGCGCCCACCGUGCAGCCCCCCGAGGCCGAUCCGGAGUCGCCCAUCUUCCCCACCAACGUGCUCUUCUUCGGCUCCCAGGACGCCGUGGCAACCGGCGGCACGCCGCGGCAGCCGGUGCCGCCGCAGCCUUCCCAGGGCCCGAUCGCCGGCGUCGCGGCCGUGGUCGAGGCGGCCAGAGUGGCGGCCCUCCGGCGGCUGCUCGGCUGCGGCGGCGGGACGUCCCCGCCCCCGCCACCACCGCCGCCGCAGGCAGGCCGCGACCUGGAGAUGGGCCCCGCGCAGGCCGGCGGCGAGAGCAGCACGCCGCGGCCGGCGAAACCGCAGCCAGGUUCUUGAUGCCUCCUCCGCCCGCCGCUCUUUCCCCUCCGCAUCUCCUUGAGCCAUUUUGAGGCCACCAAAAAGGAAGCAAAUUGUACAUAUUUCCUACAGUGUAUGAUAGUACGAUUGAGGAACUGUAUAAUCCUGUGAACAAGAUCUAUGGAAUGGAUGGACACAUCUCGGCGAUUUCAUGCCGCCAAAUCCAUGAGAUCUGAGUGCUGUGCGGCACCGAGAAGAAGCACUGUUACUGUUAGUUUUGCAGAUAAUACUUACAUUUUACCAUGCAGUAAUACUACUAGCAGCGCUUUCUGAA
Triticum urartu is the source of this 1151-nucleotide messenger RNA. RefSeq lists its product as uncharacterized. The record is from RefSeq and is a predicted model, not a curated record. Lineage: Eukaryota; Viridiplantae; Streptophyta; Magnoliopsida; Poales; Poaceae.